Messenger RNA from Liolophura sinensis, 1242 nucleotides. RefSeq names its product ankyrin repeat domain-containing protein 61-like. Gene Ontology annotation, molecular function: protein binding. The record is from RefSeq and is a predicted model, not a curated record. The coding region runs from base 1 to 1242 and encodes 413 amino acids. The transcript has a single exon. Lineage: Eukaryota; Metazoa; Mollusca; Polyplacophora; Chitonida; Chitonidae.
AUGGGUGGAUCUCUUUCAAAACAGAAGAAGGAUGUCGAGGACAUUGUUGUUCUAGAGAAUCGUAACAGACCAAACUCUCUUUACGACGCUAUUGUUCGCAAUGAUUUGGAACAAUGUACCAAAGCCAUCGAAGAAGGCGUGGAUCUGAACGAAGAACUGAAGUUUUCAUAUGGAAAAGCAGAUGGCAAACGAUCUUUCUGUAAGUAUAUUCGCACGUUUGCAUUGCACCUAGCUUGUAUCCACCGAAGAGAAGUUAUUGUUGAAGAGCUCUUGAAUUCUGGUGCAAAUCCAUGCAUGGAAGAUUACAUGGGGCGGCAACCAAUAUCCUUGGUUCUUUUAUAUUGGCCCAGAAUACACUUCUUCGAUAAUACUUCUGGUCUCACAAAACAAGAAAGUGAUUACCAGCUGUACAUAAAACAACAACACAGGAAAUCGGAGAGAUGCUUGCGGGCUCUUUUGGCACACGGAAUUAAUCCAGACGACAUUUGCACGAAACAAGAAAGCAGGUCGCCUUUGCAUCUUUGUGCAAAAUACAACUUGACUUUGGCGAUAUCUGUACUGGUAGAAAGAGGAGCGAACAUUGACAUCAGGGACGUGAACCUCCGAACUCCACUGAUUCUUGCAGCUAAGCUCGGCAAUUCGUCGACAGUAGAAGUCCUUUUGAGACUUGGAGCGGACGCAAACGCCCAAGACGAAAAAGGGUGUUCAGCCGCUCAUUAUGUCAGUGCAACGGACGAAUCGCCAUCCACAAAUUUACUGAAGUGGCUCAUCGCUUACGGAGCGAGGGUUAAUUGUACCGACGAAGACGGAAACACACCAUUACACUACGCUGCGCGGUCAGGACGGGAGAACUGUAUAGACUUGUUGCUCAACAACAUGGCGGAUCCGGAUGUUCGCAACAGAGAAGGAGAAACACCGCUUUUUGUUUUGCUUAACCAGGGCGGAAACGGAACGUGUGUUUAUGCAUUCCGUCGCCUCUUAUCCGAGAGCAGGCAACCUAGCAUUCUCAACAAGACCUAUGCGUUCCCAACCAACGUGGAUGCCCCUUUCUACGCUCCACUGGUGGAGGAAUUGGUGAACGCAUCUGUAAACCCAUCCACCCUGCAGUGGCUGAGCAGACAUGCCGUUAGGCGAACUCUGGGAAGACAACGACUCAAUCCAACAGACGUUAUGACUUUGCCAUGUCCACAGUUUUACAAGAACUAUGUCAUGCUGAACAGUGAUGUUUUUACUAGGAAUUAA